Messenger RNA from Clarias gariepinus (North African catfish), 1160 nucleotides. RefSeq names its product G8 domain-containing protein DDB_G0286311-like. The transcript is spliced from 5 exons. The coding region runs from base 69 to 986 and encodes 305 amino acids. The record is from RefSeq and is a predicted model, not a curated record. Lineage: Eukaryota; Metazoa; Chordata; Actinopteri; Siluriformes; Clariidae.
CUUACAGACUUUGUCAUCUCAGAAAUAUUUCACCUCCACAUCCAACACUAACUUUGCUUUUCAUCCAGAUGGAGGUCUUCACAAAGCAGCUCACAUGGGUGGCUCUCUGCAUCACCAUAUUCGUGAUGUCAGGCUCUACUGAAGGUGCAAGUCUUCUGGCAUUAAAAGCAGCCAACAUGAAGACAUUAACCACAUAUGACUUUACCAUGGACAUCACAAACCGCAUAUUUACAGAUUCUCUGAUCAACUCUUUGUCUAACGACUAUAACAUAAUGUAUGAGGAAGUUAGCGGUGUGUUCUAUUCAGUCUACGGCUGCUCCACUUGUGACACAUAUGAAUUUUAUCAAGGUGUAACAGCCAUGACCUUCAGUAACAAUGCUGGAUCUGUGGUUGUUCAGGCCACCAUCAGGUUUGACUCUGGACAAACCAAUUCCAUUGUGAUCAAAAACGUAUUUCUACAGGCCAUCAGUGGCAGAAAUGAAAUAAACGGCCUGGAAAUCAACCCUAAAACCAUGCAGGUGAAUCCAGGACCAACAAGUUUCUCCAGCACUCCCCCACCAACCAAUACCUAUACCACUACCCCUACCCCUACCACUACACCAACUACUACCCCUACCACUACCCCUACCAAUACACCAACCACUACACCAACCACUACACCAACCACUCAACCACUAACGUGUGACCCCUUUUUGUCAACCAAUAGACCUCUGCUUUACACAAUUAUGUCAUGUCUUAUCACUCCCACCACUCCUACAAAUACUCCUACCACCACUCCUACAAAUACUCCUACCACCACUCCUACAAAUACUCCUACCACCACUCCUACAAAUACUCCUACCACCACUCCUACCACCUCAAUGCCUACAACUUAUUUUAAAUUUUUUUCUUACACCACUCCUACAACUACACCAACCCCACCUAGAUCAACAUCUACUAUUACCACCACUCCUACGACUACCACAACCACUACUCUACUCUACUAAAAGAUGGUAAAGACAUUCUUAUAACCACUCUCCAUUGCCAUUGCUAAAACUACUAAAUCACUUUGGUUUAUUAACAAAAAAAAAAAAGUGAAAAAACUCAACACAAUUUAUGUAAUUAGACAUAUGACAUUAACAUCAGACUGAAACACAUACAGGACUGUGCAAAAAUUAUGA